AUGGCCCCUACGCUCUUCCAGAAGCUCUUCAACAAGAGGAAUGGCCUGGGCGCCCCUGGCCGGGACUCCCGCGACCCGGAUUGCGCGUUCAGUAAGAACAAUACAGAUUCUGUUUCUGUGGCUCCAGUUAGAUAUCCAGUAGUACAAAAACUCUGUAGUGAUGCUCAAGUUAAAGUCUUUGGGAAGUGCUGUCAACUGAAACCUGGAGGAGAUAGUUCUUCCUCUUUGGAUAGUUCUGUAACUUCAUCUUCUGAUGUGAAAGACCAGUGUCCUAAAUACCAGGGUUCUCGAUGCUCGUCUGAUGCCAAUAUGCUUGGAGAGAUGAUGUUUGGCUCUGUAGCAAUGAGCUACAAAGGAUCCACCCUAAAAAUUCAUCAAAUCCGUUCCCCUCCACAGCUUAUGCUCAGCAAAGUCUUUACUGCGCGAACUGGCAGCAGUAUUUGUGGAAGUCUCAAUACGCUGCAAGACAGUCUUGAAUUCAUUAAUCAGGACAAUAAUACAUUAAAGGCUGAUAAUAGCACAGUCAUUAAUGGACUACUUGGAAAUAUAGGUCUUUCACAGUUCUGCAGCCCCAGGCGGGCAUUCUCUGAGCAGGGUCCGCUCCGCCUGAUCAGGAGCGCCUCUUUCUUUGCAGUUCACAGCAAUCCAAUGGACAUGCCUGGAAGAGAGCUGAAUGAGGACAGAGACAGUGGCAUAGCACGCUCUGCAUCUCUCAGUAGCUUGCUUAUCACUCCAUUUCCCUCACCAAACUCUUCCCUCACCCGAAGUUGUGCCAGUAGCUACCAGCGACGUUGGCGGCGUAGCCAAACAACAAGUUUGGAGAAUGGUGUGUUUCCUAGAUGGUCAAUAGAAGAAAGCUUUAAUCUGUCAGAUGAAAGCUGUGGCCCUAGCCCAGGAAUUGUGAGAAAAAAGAAGAUUGCAAUUGGGGUAAUCUUUUCAUUAUCCAGAGAUGAAGAUGAAAAUAGCAAAUUUAAUGAAUUAUUUUUUUCACAUUUUCCUCUCUUUGAAAGCCACAUGAACAAAUUAAAGAGUGCAAUAGAACAGGCUAUGAAAAUGAGCCGGAGAUCAGCUGAUGCCAGUCAAAGGAGUUUGGCAUAUAAUCGAAUUGUUGAUGCCCUAAAUGAGUUCAGAACAGCAAUUUGCAAUCUGUACACAAUGCCACGGAUUGGGGAGCCUGUCUGGCUUACAAUGAUGUCAGGAACUCCAGAAAAGAACCAACUUUGCCAUCGUUUUAUGAAGGAGUUCACUUUUCUAAUGGAAAAUGCUGCCAAAAAUCAAUUCUUGCCAGCUCUCAUUACAGCAAUUCUGACCAAUCAUCUUGCCUGGGUCCCAACAGUCAUGCCAAAUGGACAACCACCUAUAAAAAUAUUUUUAGAAAAACAUUCCUCUCAGAGUGUGGACAUGUUGGCAAAGACCCAUCCAUAUAACCCACUUUGGGCACAACUAGGAGACUUGUAUGGCGCUAUUGGCUCACCUGUACGUUUAGCAAGGACUGUGGUAGUUGGCAAACGACAAGACAUGGUCCAGAGGCUGCUCUAUUUUCUUACUUAUUUCAUAAGAUGCUCUGAACUCCAAGAGACCCAUCUUUUAGAAAAUGGAGAAGAUGAAGCCAUUGUUAUGCCUGGCACAGUAAUUACUACCAGUUUGGAAAAGGGUGAGAUAGAAGAAUCUGAGUAUGUGCUUAUCACAAUGCAUAGAAACAAAAGCAGUUUGCUCUUCAAAGAGCCAGAAGAAAUAAGGACUCCUAAUUGUAACUGUAAAUAUUGCAGUCGUCCACUCCUUGGUCAAAAUAUAGAGAAUGUUUCACAACAAGAGAGAGAAGAUAUUGAAAACAUGUCUGAGAAAAUGCUAGAAACUUCAGAUGAGUGUCCAGUGAUUUCUCCUGAAUGCCAGGAUGAAAAUGCUUUUGAUAUUAAACAGUACAGAGACAAAUUAAGAACUUGUCUUGACACCAAGUUGGAGACAGUUGUUUGCACAGGAUCUGCUCCAGUAGACAAAUGUGUAUUGACAGAAUCAGGCUUAGAGCCAGCAGAGGAAACAUGGCAGAGUGAGGAAUUGCUGGAUCCAAGUAACCACACAGGCAAAAUGAUGAGAUCCACAGGAAUGAUUGUAGAAAAAAAACCUCCAGAUAAGCUUGUGUCUGCUGCCUUUUCUUGUGAGGCAUCCCAGGCGAAGGUUACUUUCUUAAUCGGGGAUUCCAUGUCACCUGAUUCUGAUACUGAACUCCGGAGUCAGGCAGUGGUGGAUCAGAUUACCAGGUAUCAUAACAAGCCACUGAAGGAAGAAGGAGUGGCUGCUGAUUUGUAUCAAGAAACUAAACAAAAAACGAAGGACCAAUCUGAAGAGUCUGGUACACAAAACAUGGUUCUUAGAGAGGCCUGUGUGCUUCCAUGUUGGAAUCAUUCAGACCCGGAAAGCAUAAGUUUAUUUGAUGAAUAUUUUAAUGAUGAUUCUAUUGAAACUAGGACUAUUGAUGAUAUUCCAGUUAAAACAAGCACAGACAAAAAAGAACACUGUUGUAUGUUGGAGUUUUCUAAAAGACUAUGUACAAAAGACAGCAAACAAAAGGGUGAAUUUUGUAAAUGUGUAGAAACAAUUCACCAAGACGCAUGUAAAACCUGCUUUCCUCAGCAGGACCAAAGAGAUACACUCUCCAUUCUUGUCCCCCAUGGGGAUAACGAGAGUUCAGAGAAAAAAAUUGCUGUAGGAACUGAAUGGGACAUUCCAAGAAAUGAAAGUUCAGAUAGUGCCCUUGGUGAUAGUGAAAGUGAAGAUACAGGUCAUGACGUAACUAGACAAGUCAGCAGUUACUAUGGAGGAGAGCAAGAAGACUGGGCAGAAGAGGAUGAGAUACCUUUUCCUGGGUCAAAGUUAAUUGAAAUGAGUUCUGUUCAACCCAAUAUUGCCAACUUUGGGAGGUCCUUGCUGGGUGGCUACUGUUCCUCUUAUGUGCCUGACUUUGUUCUUCAAGGAAUUGGGAGUGAUGAGAGGCUCCGUCAGUGUCUUGUGUCAGAUUUGUCCCAUGCUGUGCAGCAUCCAGUGUUAGAUGAACCAAUAGCAGAAGCUGUCUGUAUUAUAGCAGAUAUGGAUAAAUGGACUGUUCAAGUGGCCAGUAGCCAGAGAAGAAUGACAGAUAAUAAACUGGGAAAAGAAGUGCUAGUUUCUAGUCUUGUUUCCAACCUGCUUCAUUCCACUCUUCAGCUUUAUAAACAUAACCUGUCUCCAAAUUUUUGUGUCAUGCAUCUUGAAGAUCGGUUGCAGGAGUUAUACUUCAAAAGCAAAAUGCUGUCUGAGUACCUGAGAGGGCAGAUGCGAGUUCAUGUCAAGGAAUUGGGAGUGGUUCUAGGGAUUGAAUCCAGUGAUCUUCCUCUUCUGGCUGCUGUAGCAAGCACUCACUCUCCAUAUGUUGCUCAGAUACUCCUAUAA
Chrysochloris asiatica (Cape golden mole) is the source of this 3426-nucleotide messenger RNA. It is a transcript of the gene FNIP1, whose product is annotated as folliculin interacting protein 1. Gene Ontology annotation, molecular function: ATPase inhibitor activity; protein-folding chaperone binding. The record is from RefSeq and is a predicted model, not a curated record. Gene Ontology annotation, cellular component: cytoplasm. The transcript is spliced from 18 exons. The coding region runs from base 1 to 3426 and encodes 1141 amino acids. Lineage: Eukaryota; Metazoa; Chordata; Mammalia; Afrosoricida; Chrysochloridae.